This is a messenger RNA of [Torrubiella] hemipterigena, 1691 nucleotides long. The record is from the annotation of a GenBank genome assembly. Lineage: Eukaryota; Fungi; Ascomycota; Sordariomycetes; Hypocreales; Clavicipitaceae.
UUUUCCUAGCGCGGGGCAGGGCGGCCCAAAAUCUUUUGGUGGAUGCACCCAGCUUCCGUGACUCAAACCUCACGCUCCGAACCGCAUCGCGCGCAGCUCACCACUCUCGUCGUCCUGCCGAUAUUUGAUAGUUGGAUGCUGGAAUUAGCGUAAAGAUAUUGUACAAAGGCUAUUAAUAUCGCUCGAUUACAGACCCGGUGUCCCUGCUACAGCGCAGACAACCGCCGUUCCCCUCCCCCGCCUCGCACUCUCAUCGAACCGCAAAAUCUCGAAAAUAUACUCGUUCGCAGAGUCAUAGCAUUCACCGUCCAUGUCGACAGAACCCGAAAAGGCUGCACCGGCAGCUGCCCCUGCGCCUGCUGCUGAUGGCAAAGCAAAGGCUGCUCCCGCCGCCGCAAAGCCCGCCGCCGAUGGCGAAAAGGCCCUGAGCGGCGCUGCCCUCAAACAAAAGAAAAAGGAAGAGAAGGCUGCCAAAAGAGCGCAGGCCAAGAUGACUCAAGGUGGCCCGACCGGACCACCUGCUGCCGACGCAAAAGGAGGCAAGCCCGCGCAAAACAAGAACAACUUCCAGCCCGGCGCUCACCAGGGCCAUGUCCGCUCCGGCUCUCGCUCGACUCUCCCCGUACCUCAGAUUAAGGAUACCAAGCCCAAGGUCCCCGAAUGCUUCAGUCAUUUAUCGAUGGCUAAACGCAUAAGCAUCACGCACGCCAACAAGGAUGUCAACCCUAUCAUCCUGCUUCUCGGCCAACAGAUGAGCAAGUUUGCCAUCCGUGAUAGCAUCACCCGCUUGGAAACGACUCUGCUUGCCUUCAAGAAGCUCAUCGAGGCCUACACCACCCCCCACGGCACCACUCUCUCUAGACACUUUGUCACGCACGUUCUCAACCCCCAGAUCGAAUAUCUCACCGCCUGUCGCCCCAUAUGCUUCUCCAUGGGCAAUGCCAUUCGCUGGCUCAAGCUCCAAAUCUCCAAGAUUGACAUUGACCUUCCCGACGCUGCGGCCAAGCAGAUAUUGUGCCAGGCUAUUGACAGCUUUGUCCACGAGCGUGUGACUCUUGCAGACUACGUCAUUGUCAGCACUGCUGCGCAGAUGGUGUCUGAUGGUGAUGUCGUCGUCUCCUAUGCUCACCACCAUCUAGUCGAGCGCGUGUUGCUGCAGGCCAAGAAGGACGGCAAGGACUUCAAGGUCAUCCUCAUUGACGACCCCUUUGAGCGUGUUGGUCUUGAACAUGCCAAGCGACUCUCUGCUGCUGGUAUCUCCGUAGCAUACACUGCCGACCUCGGCGCACUGCGAACCAACCUCCAGCAAGCUACCUCGGUCUUUGUGGCCGCCGAAGCCAUGUUCAGUAACGGUGCCAUGUAUGCCCGUGCUGGUACUUGUGAUAUUGCCACCACUGCUAGAGAUCUGGGCCUACGUGUUGUUGCCCUUUGCGAAACCAUCAACUUCACUGAGCGCGUCUCCAUUGACUCAUUGACGUACAACGAGAUCGACCCUGAUAGAAACACAGACGAGGCGUUUAGACUGCUUUUCGACACCACAACAGACAAAUUCAUCUCGGUAGUAGUGACGGAGCUGGGCAACAGUUCGCCAAAGUCUGUGCCGGCCAUUCUGAAAAAGUUGGAGGAGCUGUAAUACACUAGAUACUUACGAUAUAAACAACAAUAAAACCAAAUGCCAUGUACCCCAUUAC